CUCCUUCCCUCAGACAGAUCACUCUGGGCUCCUGGUUCCCUCAGACAGAGCGGCCGGGGCUCCUGGUUCCCUCGGACAGAGCGGGCGGGGCUCCUGGUUCUUUAUUUCUGUUUUAAUCUUUACUUUAAACAGACAAUGGCGUAGCUCGGCUGUGAGCUGAUGUUGUGACUGGUGACAUCAGAGAAGAAGUGGGACACUGGUCAGAGAAGCUACUUGUUGUCUGCGUCGUCAGCAGGAAUUCAUUUCCCAGUUUGCUCCAUUUUACCGAGCAGCGUGACAACCUCAUGGUCACUGUGGUGACAGCGAGCCAGCCUCCAUAGAUCAGCCGUGUGAGGAAGGACAUGUACAUCGACACUCUGAACGGCUCAGAGAGGAUCAGCGAGCUGCCGGACGCCGUCGGUCCAAACGUCCAGCUGCAGGAGAAACUCUACGUCCCCACCAAGGAGCAUCCUGAUUUUAACUUUGUGGGGAGGAUUCUGGGGCCUCGAGGUCUGACCGCGAAGCAGCUGGAGGCGGAGACAGGAUGUAAGAUCAUGGUGAGAGGGAGGGGCUCCAUGAGAGACAGGAAAAAGACAUAUGUUAUACUGGAUGAAAGAGGAUUCUGGAAUUGUGCUGGAAGAUUUAGAGAUGACAGAGAAUCCCCAUCCCAUCUUGCACCUGCGGAGGAGCAGAACCGAGGGAAGCCUAACUGGGAGCACCUGAACGAGGACCUUCACGUCCUCAUCACGGUGGAAGAAGCUCAGAAUCGAGCCGAGAUCAAACUCAAACGAGCGGUGGAGGAAGUCACCAAGCUGUUGGUGCCCGCAGUGAGUCACCUGACCUCUGAUGUGUAGAUCUAUUUAGAUAUUAGGGCUGUCCCCGACUAAGGAUUCACACAGUCGAAUCAGAAUUGUAAA
This is a messenger RNA of Micropterus salmoides (largemouth bass), 896 nucleotides long. RefSeq names its product protein quaking-B-like. NCBI's taxonomy places the organism in Eukaryota, Metazoa, Chordata, Actinopteri, Centrarchiformes, Centrarchidae. Gene Ontology annotation, cellular component: nucleus. Gene Ontology annotation, biological process: regulation of mRNA splicing, via spliceosome. The coding region runs from base 342 to 833 and encodes 163 amino acids. Gene Ontology annotation, molecular function: mRNA binding. The record is from RefSeq and is a predicted model, not a curated record. The transcript has 5 exons.